Messenger RNA from Paramecium tetraurelia, 975 nucleotides. RefSeq lists its product as uncharacterized. The transcript is spliced from 4 exons. The record is from RefSeq and is a predicted model, not a curated record. Lineage: Eukaryota; Ciliophora; Oligohymenophorea; Peniculida; Parameciidae.
AUGCAGAAUGAUCUAAAUUCAUCUUUGAUUUCAGCCCAGAAUAAAUAAACAAUAAUGGUCAUUGGAUUGCAACAAGCUGGAAAGACCACGCUUGUUUAGAAAUUUAAGGCUAUAAAUAAAAAGCUAUUCUAAGAAUCAAAGAUUUCAGAUUACGAGAUUGAAUUAAUUGAUACGCCAACCUACGAUUCUUUCUUUACGUUGUUACCUUUUAGGGAUCCAAAAGUUACAGGAUAUAUCAUUAUAUUUUGUGAUUAAAAUACAGACAUUUUGAAAUCUAUCAAGUAAAUUAGGAAAAAGCUAUUUACAAAUAAUGGCUAGCAUAAAAGGACUAUAAUAAUUUUGAAUGAAUAUAUAAAAGAUAAUGGGUCUUCUCAAAUUCAAGAGGAAAUUAUGAAUAUCAAAUAUUGGUGUAAACAAUAGGAUAUUAUAUUUUGCUAAUUAGAUGUAAGCAGAGCAUCACCUAAAGAAAUACUCCGUGUAUUUGAAAGGAUGUACAUGAAAAGAAUACGAACUACUUUGAAAUAGAAAAUAUUUAUCAUUCUGUAGUUUGCAAUUGCAAUGUAUGUUUUUCUAUUUGCAAUUUGGCUGUCUAUUAAGGAUCCAUCUUUAAUUAUAAGUAAUAUUUCAUUGGAGAUCUACUGCUUAGCAUUGCUAUGCUUAGGAAUUUCACAUAUUUUCAUUCCAUAUUUUUUGAGAAAAGGAAUAAAGGAUUCAAAUACUUAAUGCAUUAAUAGAGUAAACAACAUUUAGUUAGUAAGUCCAAAAUUUUCAGUUGUAUAGUUACUGUUAUCUCAGUAAUAACCCUGAUUAUUGCCUCCACGUUCUUCACGCUGCUAUCCUGCCUAAUAAUGUCUAUACUUUUCACGUUUAAUUCAGUUCUUUGCAUAUUUUUUACAUUUUAUUUAUGAAAAGUUAUUGUUGUUAAGAUCAGAAAAUGAUUAUUUAUACAAUCAUGUUAAACUUGAAUUAAUAUGA